This is a messenger RNA of Stylophora pistillata, 4209 nucleotides long. Its product is annotated as piggyBac transposable element-derived protein 4. The record is from RefSeq and is a predicted model, not a curated record. Lineage: Eukaryota; Metazoa; Cnidaria; Anthozoa; Scleractinia; Pocilloporidae.
GAGCUAAUAAUUUGGUAUUGGAUCAACUACAUAGUAAUAAUCCUCCAUUGAUAUUUUUCUUUUAUCUCAUCACUUGUUAGCAUGAUUUUGUAGAAGAAAUUUAGUCUUGGUCACUUGUGUGAGUGAAAGGGUUAAGAGCAUUUCCAAGAAAUACUCUGAUAUAUGGCUAGAUUUAUUUCUGUUAUUUCUUCCAUUACCAUUUGUGAUCAGAUGACUAUACAGAGAUCAGAGAACCCUCUCAAAUAUGCUUCUCUUCCAAUAAAUUGUGGGUCCUCACAACUCAGUUGAUAGCUGGGGGACACAAUCAAUCAAUCAAUCAAUCAAUCAAUCAAUCAAUCAAGCUUUAUUAAUGGUAUCACUUCAUGAAAAAUUAAAAGUGCUCUUCCAGUGGGCCAUUUACAUAACAAAAAUUUUCAAAGAAACUACAUUAAUGCUAAAAUAUUUCUAUAUAAUAUUAAGAAAAUCUGUCCUAUAAUUAAUUACACAAGAAUCAAUCAACCUUAACCCAUUGACACCUGAACCGCCCGUAACCGCCCGUGCGUAACAACCCUAACUUUCCCUGAACCGCCCGUAACCGCCCGUGAAAAAUGGGGAUCGUAUUACAAUCUCACCCCACUCUCCCCUAGUGGCUCUUUGUGUUUUGUUGCCAUAGUGACUUAGGAGGAUAAUUAUCCAAUCAUUUGGCCUCCUUUGCGCAGAUGUUGACAGCUGAUUAGCCGUGCCACGAGAUCGGGAAAUUUAAAAUUUUCACAGUGAAGCGCGUGCGGUCGACAAUGGCUGACGAGAUUCAAUUAGAGCCCGGAGUCGCGGCACUUUUCGAAGACUCAGGGGAUGAAGGAAGCUUUGAUGGAUUGGAUGAGCUAGAUAGGAAUAGGUUAAAUUUAAGUAAUGAUUCGGAUUUAGAUUUAGAUGGUUUAGAGGCUGAAGACGAUGACACAGAUGCUGAAGAAGAAGAAGCUCGCUGGACUGACCAGCUCGACGACAUCCAAGUUCCCCAGUUCGUGGCCUCUACAGGCAUUAAUGUAGUAUUAAAUUAUCCUAAUGAACUAGAUACUUUUUUAACUUUCAUCGGUAAUGAUUUAUGGGAUAAAAUAGUCGAGGAAAGUAAUCGUUAUGAGCACCAACAGUUAGGUGAUCGAUUUGAAAGUUUUCGUGCCAUAACGCCUGCAGAAAUGAAGGCAUUCAUCGGAAUAAUUAUAAUUAUGGGUAUUGUUAAGCUUCCUAAUUAUGCUUUUUUCUGGUCAACCGAUGAAUUUCUAGGAAAUCCAGGCAUUAAGAAGGUAAUGGCUAAGAAUAGGUUUGAGGAAUUAAGUUGCUAUUUACAUUUUAACGAUUCAAGUAAGGAGCCCGCUAGGGGCGACAGAGAUUACGAUCGCCUUUUCAAAGUUCGACCCGUUUUGGAUUACGUUCGCAAUAAAUGCGGGGGGAAUUUUCUGCCCACUAAGAAUAUUUCCGUAGAUGAGGGUAUGAUUGGGUUCCGGGGGAGGUUAUCUUUCAAACAGUAUAUGCCAGCUAAGCCCACUAAGUAUGGUAUUAAAGUUUGGAUGGCCGCCGAUUCUAGUAAUGGCUACGUACUAAAUUUUGAUGUUUACUUAGGUAAAGAACCAAACCAGUGGCCAAGAAUUUACGGCUUAGGGUACGACGUGGUGACUAGUAUGAUUAGGCCUUACAUGAAUAAGAACCACCACGUUUUUUUUGACAACUUUUUCAGCUCAGUUAAGUUAUUAGAACAUUUAGCAAGUAAUGAUACUUACGCUUGUGCCACCGUAAGAUGUAAUCGUAAGGACUUGCCUCCCUGUGCCAAAGAUAAGUUGCGUCCCGGGCAGAAAUUAGUUCGCCAAAAGGGUAAUGUAGUUUUCACCAAGUGGCACGAUAAGAGAGACGUUAGCGUAAUUUCCUCUAACCUUAGUCCUCUAGCCGUAGAUUUAGUGGUAAGUAGGCGUAAUCAGCAGGUUUCUAAGCCCGCUGUAGUUGAUCUUUACAAUAAGCACAUGGGAGGCGUAGAUCUUGCAGAUCAGUUGCGUAACUAUUACUCGAUAGGUCGUUCUUGUAAUAAGUGGUAUAGGUAUUUAAUUUGGUUUUUAUUUGAUAUUUCAAUUUGCAAUUCUUUCCUUCUAUACAACCACUAUAGGCGAGAACAUGGGGAGGGUAAAGUUAAACAGGUUAAUUUUAGGAUGAAUCUCGCUAAGCAGUUGAUCGGGGGGUUUUCUUCUACAGUUUCCACAGGUAAUUCAGUUAAGCGCCGUAAGAUUGAGAAUUUGUCUCGAGAGCUAGGAAACGUAGGAUCUCAUUUCAUAGUUAAGAUUGAAGGUAGGAAGAAGGUUUGCGUUCGUUCCAGCAAGUUAGGUAUUAAGACAGUGUCGGGUCGAUCAGUAGAGACCACUUUUCAGUGCUUACAAUGCAGCGUAGCUCUUUGUAAGACUUGCUUUCAGGAUUUCCAUAGUUGAAUUAGUGCUUGAACCUUCCUUCAUGUCCUGAGUCAUUUUCCACCGGAUUAGUGCCCGACGAGAAGAGAAAAAAAACAACCACGAGAGGAUAAGUAUAAUUAAGUAUUUGGUUCUUGUUUUGGCCUUUUUUAUCCUUGAUUGGCCGUUUGAUUGGUUCCGAUUUUGCCUCGAUCUUUUUAUGGCUUUCAUGUUUAUUGCGGAGCGUACUUUAAAUUUUAGCUAAAUGUUUGUUUCGCUGCAAGUUUGGAUUUUUUUUUCUGUUUUGGCCAUUCAAUUGGUUUGGUUUCCAUUGGCAGAUGUUUUACAAAGUUUGGCUGCUGAUUUUAAUUCAAUAAAUCUUGAUUGGAAAUCCGAUCGCUGUUGUCUGAUGUUUUGUUUUUCUGUUUCAGUUAGUGUUAGUGCGCCCCACUGGGUUUUCUUUGCCGUUUACAAUUUGUUAUUUCGCACGGGUGUAUUUUUCGCUUCUCCUGCCUUUAACAGCUUUCAGACGUUCUAACCUGAAAGAAACUGGAAUGGUUAUCAAAGAAUUAUAAUAAAAAUGAUUUAUUCCGACCGAACUACACAUUCUCGACCUCUUAUCUUUUGACAACAUCUCACUUUCGCAACGCGUUCAGAAAUCUCAUUUUCGAAAAUCGUCGCGCGGCGAACGGAUAAUUUGAAAUUUUAUUUUCUCCAUGAAUUAAAGGGCACUUUAGUAGCUCUUUUUCCGAAUAUUUUGGUAUAUUCCUGACAAUAAAUUAUUUCCCUUUCCGUUGGCCACAACUUCGAAAUCUGAUCUCCCAUUGAUCUCUACUGCGCAUAUAUGUUUAAUUUAGCGCUCUCGUAACGCAAUCACAAGUGGGGAAAUCCCUAAGAAUGAUUGGCAUUGUCACGUGCGAGGUGUCAAGGGUCAAUGGGUUAAGGUACAUUAAAUAACUAAAGUAAAUUCAAUCUCAACUCCCUCAAGGCAAUCCAUGGUUCAAGAAGACAUGGCAGACUUGAAAGAGUUGAGAUUUAUUUCAUCUACACAAGUAGGGAUGAGAUGAUAAUCAGGGUGUUAAAGAAAAGGGCACUUGUACUCCAAUGAUUGCUAAUACAUGUUGACUGAAAGUUCUCAUCGAGAAGGAAAGUGCUAUAUAAAUUAAUUGUUAGUUGGGUGAACUGUUAAAAACAUUACAGUGACAACUUCAGAGGGUAGUUUUUGAAUGAACUCUUUUUUGAUAUUACAACAACAGCAAGCUACAGGACUUUAGUUAUGAAAUUGUGACUCUACAUAUAUACAGCUUGAAUUUUUUUCUUAAAGGGCAUGCUCUAAUUGGUUACUUUGAGGUUACAUGACAUCUAUAACAAUUAAACUGUUUUAAGUCAAAAGUCUGGUGGUGGAGAACAAUGUAAAAUCUUUGAUGGCAGGGGGGUACAGGGCCCUGUAAUCAGCGACUGUUGGUUGUUGACCAUCAUUAUAUGUGAAUAAAGCAUGAUUUAAUGGUGGCAUGGGAUUUAUGCAUUAUUGGCCAAGGAUGAGGUCAAGAUGGUUGGGUAUUGGUCAAUUUUUUUAUGUGGUGUUUCUAUGGACCAAGAUGAAGUGGAGGUCUAAAAAAAUGCAAAAAAUAAAGAAUGAGGCUGAUAUCCAGCCAUCUUGGCUGAAAAAGCAUGGUUUAAAAAGGGGUUGGAACUUUGCAAAAAUAUUUUGCUUUGAUAAUAGUCAAUAAUGACUUGUUUAUUUUUUAGUUUGGAAAAGAAAGUCAACUGUGAUUUUGUGUAUGUUGUUUUUUUCUUUAGCAGA